Alligator mississippiensis (American alligator) is the source of this 8607-nucleotide messenger RNA. RefSeq names its product zinc finger protein with KRAB and SCAN domains 7. The transcript has 15 exons. The record is from RefSeq and is a predicted model, not a curated record. Gene Ontology annotation, molecular function: RNA polymerase II cis-regulatory region sequence-specific DNA binding; DNA-binding transcription factor activity, RNA polymerase II-specific. Bases 779 to 4705 code for a protein of 1308 amino acids. Lineage: Eukaryota; Metazoa; Chordata; Crocodylia; Alligatoridae. Gene Ontology annotation, biological process: regulation of transcription by RNA polymerase II.
GCCGGCCAGCGCUCUGCCCAGCCUCCCUGGCCGGGGGUGGGGACCUGCGCGGGGCGGGCUGAGCCCCUGCGAGCCGGAGGAGCCGUGCUCCUCGCCCGUGCGCCGGCCCCUGCGCUGCUCGCUGCCCGGUGCGGGGGUGUCCCAUACCGCACCCCCCGUGCUGAGCCUGGGGCAGGGACGGGUGAGGAGAGGCUGAGGGCGCUGGGCUGCACCAGUCUGGAGAAGAGGCGACAAGGCAGGGAUUUAAUAGCAGCCUUCAGCCCCCUGCGGGGGGUGCAAAGGGACGGAGCUGGGCUGGUCUGAGUGGUGGCAGGUGACGGACAAGGAGCAAUGGGCUCUGGUUGGAGAUGGGGGAGUUGAGGUUGGAUAUUAAGAAAAACUCUGUCAGCAGGAGGGUGGUGAAGUGCUGGAACAGGUUCCCCAGAGAGGUGGUGGAGUCUCCAUCUUUGGAGAUGAAUUUCAAGAUCCAGCUAGACAAAGCCUUGGCUGGGAUGAUGUAGUUGGGGCUGGUCCUGCUUGGAGCAGGGGCUGGACUAGAUGUGACCUCCUGAGGUCCCCUCCCGCCCUCAUUUCUAUGAUCGGUGAUUCUAUGAAUGUCUUCAUUUCAUUUCAUUUCAUGCUGCACAAAAACCCUUCAGUUCUCCAUUGAUAAAUACAGUCGAGUAAGAAAAAGGCUGGAACCAGGGGGAUAUCCUCAAGGUUGUCGUCACCACAGCCAGUAAAGCAGCAGCUGUAGGAGGAGCCAGUCUGACGCUAGGAGGUCCUGGGGCAGAAGGUGAUGCAGACCAUGCAGCCCCCUUCUGAGACCGAGAUUCCCUCAGAGACCCUACAGCUGGCACUGGGGCAUGACUUCUCCACCCCAGAGACUUGGCGUAAACGCUUCCGGAGCCUCCGCUACCUGAAAGCCAAGGGGCCGUGGGAGGUUUGCAGCCUCCUGCAGGAGCUUGGUCGGCGCUGGCUAGAGCCCCAGCACCGCAGCAAGGAGCAAAUCCUGGAGCUGGUGGUGCUGGAGCAGUUCCUGGCCAUCCUGCCUCGGGAGAUGCAAAGCUGGGAGUGGGGACCUGGCGUGGAGACCUGUGCGGAAGCCUUGGCCCUGGCUGAGGGAUACCAGCUGCAGCAGAAGGAGGAUGAGAAGCUCCAGGUCACAGUGAGUGUAAAGGUCAAGGAAGUCUCAGAUAAGAUGCAGUCCACAGCAGCACUGCAGGAACCUGGUGCUUCCUGCCCGGAGCAACCAAAGACAUGUUGUGUGGAAAGGCUUCUGGAUGAGUCAGGAGAGAGGGAAACCACAGGGCCUGGGGACAAGCCACCUCAUGUCCGCAGAGAGGAGCCCCUGCCCCACCAAGAGCCAGAUUCCCUUGUAACCGAGGCGACCUGGGAGCCGUGGUACCCAAGACGAGGCCCUUUCCCUGGACCAGGUGCUGGGACCGUGAGGAUAGGUGAGCAGAAGCCUCCUGGAGAAGAGCCUAUAACCCUGGAGCUGCAGAGGACUUCCCCAGGGAGACUGGAGGAGAGGGGCUCCCUGACACCUGAGCCAGGCCAAGUACAGCUCCGGGCGGUGUUUGAGGCCGUGGCAGUGUAUUUCACGCGGAAGGAGUGGGAGCUGCUGGAAGAUGAAGACAAGCUGCUUUACCGGGACCAGAUGCUAAAGAUAUACCAAACCCUCGUUUCCCUGGGGUAUCAAGGUCCUACACCUGACUUAGUCUGCAGCAUCCAGCAAGGACAAGUGGAGCUCUGGGGCUGUGAUGAUGAGGAUGGUGGGGAAAUCUCAAGGUCCGAGGAUCUGCUGCCAGGUGGUGCCUGGCUGCUGAGCACAGCUGAGGAGCAGGCUCCUGCAGAAGGGUUUGUGAACCUGGAGCCCCCACGGACUUCCCCAGGGAGUUUGGGUGAGAUGGACUCCCUGAGACCUGAGAAGGAGCAAUGGCACAACAGUCAGCGGGUGCCCAAAAAGCAGAAGGAGAAUGUAGCAGUGAACCAGCACCAGCGCUUCCACCUGCGGAAGAAGACACACCGCUGCACCGAGUGCAAGAAGAUCUUCAGCUGCUGGCAAGACCUGUCCCAGCACCAAUGUGUGCAGAGUGGGGAGCAGCCACACCACGUCACCAAGUGUAGGAAGACUUUCAGGAAGACCUCCAAGCUGGGCAGACACUGGUGCAUGCACGCAAGGGAGAAGCCGCAUCAGUGCUUAGAUUGUGGGAAGAGCUUCAAUCUGUCCUCCAGCCUGACCAAACACCGGCUCAUACACACAGGGGAAAAGCCACAUCGAUGGUCAGAGUGUAGGAAGAGAUUCACCCGAUCCUCUGACCUGGCUGAGCACCAGCGUAUCCACACAGGGGAGAAGCCACAUCAGUGCUCUGUGUGUGGGAAGAGCUUCAUCUGGUCCUCCCACCUCACCCGGCACCAGCUUAUCCACACAGGGGAGAAGCCACAUCGGUGCUCACAGUGUGGGAAGACCUUCAACAGAUCCUCCAACCUGGCUGAGCACCAACGUAUCCACACAGGGGAGAAGCCACAUCAGUGCUGUGUGUGUGGGAAGAGCUUCACCCGAUCCUCCAAGCUGGCUGAGCACCAGCGUAUCCACACAGGCGAGAAACCGCAUCAGUGCUCUGUGUGUGGGAAGAGCUUCAGCCUAGCCUCCAACCUGACCAGACACCGACUUACCCACACAAGGGAAAAGCCACAUCAGUGUUCUGUGUGUGGGAAGAGCUUCACCCGAUCCUCCUGCCUGGCUGAGCACUACCUGCACCCUCUUCCUUUUUCCAACUUCCCCAACCCCAGUGGUUUCUGGAAGCUGCAGUCCAAACUCCCAAUGCGCACAUCUCUGCAGACUCCCCCGGUCAGUGUGUGUGAAGGUCGAGGAAGGUCGAGGACUGCAUCCUCAGACAAGAUGCAGUCCACAGCAGCAAUGCAAGACCCUGGUGAUUCCUGGCUGGAGCAACCACAAGCCCAUCGUGCGGACAGGCCUCUGGAGGAGUCAGGAGAGAGGCAAACCCCAGGGCCUGGGGACAAGCCACCUUGUGUCUGCAGAGAGGAGCCCCUGCCCCACCAGGAGUCAGAUUUCCCUGUAACCGAGGAGACCUGGGAGCAGUCAGCAGAUGAAAGCUCCUCAGGCUGGUGCCCCAGACGAGGCCCUUCUCCUGGAGCAGGUGCUGGGACCGUGAGGAUAGGUGAGCAGAAGCCUCCUGGAGAAGAGCCUAUAACCCUGGAGCUGCAGAGGACUUCCCCAGGGAGACUGGAGGAGAGGGGCUCCCUGACACCUGAGCCAGGCCAAGUACAGCUCCGGGCGGUGUUCGAGGCCGUGGCAGUGUAUUUCACGCGGAAGGAGUGGGAGCUGCUGGAAGAUGAAGACAAGCUGCUUUACCGGGACCAGAUGCUAAAGAUAUACCAAACCCUCGUUUCCCUGGGAUAUCGAGGUCCCACACCUGACUUAAUCUGCAGCAUCCAGCUAGGACAAGUGACACUCUGGCACUAUGAUGAUGAGGACAGUGGGGAAAACUCAAGGUCAGAGGAGCUACUUGCAGGAGAUGCCUGGCUUCUGAGCAGAGCUGAGGGCCCUGAGGUCCUAGAGAUGGACUCGCUGAGACCUGAGAAGGAGCAAUGGCACAAGAGUCAGGGCAGGCAUGAAAAGCAGGAGAAUAUAGCAGCAAACCAGCACUGGCGCAUCCACCUGGGGAGGAAGAUACACCACUGCACCGAGUGCAGGAAGAACUUCAGCUGCUGGCAAGACCUGUCCCAGCACCAGUGUGUGCAGCUGGGGGAGCAGCCACACCAUGUCAGCAAAUGUGGGAAGGGCUUUAGGAAGCCCUCUGAGCUGGCCAGUCACUGGUGCAUGCACACAAGGGAGAAGCCACAUCAGUGCUCAGAGUGUGGGAAGAGCUUCAGCCUGUCCUCCAGCCUGACCAGGCACUGGCUCAUCCACACAGGGGAGAAGCCACAUCAGUGCUGCGUGUGUGGGAAGAACUUCACCCGGUCCUCCCACCUGGCUGAGCACCAGCGUAUCCACACAGGGGAGAAGCCACAUUUGUGUUCUGUGUGUGGGAAGAGGUUCACCCUACCCUCCAACCUGGCCCGGCACCAGCUUAUCCACACAGGGGAAAAGCCAUAUCAGUGCUCUGUGUGUGAGAAAAGCUUCACUGGAUCGUCCCACCUGGCCCGGCACCAGCUUAUCCACACAGGGGAAAAGCCACAUCUGUGUUCUGUGUGUGGGAAGAGCUUCAACCAGUCCUCCAGCCUGGCUCAGCAUCAGCGUAUCCACACAGGGGAGAAGCCACAUUUGUGCUCUGUAUGUGGGAAGAGCUUCACCCUACCCUCCAACCUGGCCCAGCACCAGCGUAUCCACACAGGGGAGAAGCCACAUCAGUGUUCUGCUUGUGGGAAGAGCUUCACUGGAUCCUCCCACCUGGCCCGGCACCAGCUAAUCCACACAGGGGAGAAGCCACAUCGGUGCUCAGACUGUGGGAAAAGCUUCACCCGAUCCUAUGACCUGGCUCAGCACCAACGUAUCCACACAGGAGAGAAGCCACAUCAGUGCUGUGUGUGUGGGAAGAGCUUCACCCAAUCCUCCGCCCUGGCUCAGCAUCAGCGUAUCCACACAGUGGGGAAGCCACACGAGUGCUCUGUGUUUGGGAAGAGCUUCAACCAGUCCUCUAAGCUGGCCAGUCACCAGCUCUGUGAAAAAAACAACCCUUCGCCUGGCUUCCUGGUCUGAGACAGCCCAGUCCCUGCAGGCUUUUGAUUUAGCUCUACCUGGUCACCUAGGCAACUGGGCUAUAAAAAUUCCUAAGGGAGGGGGAGCUCACUCUUCCUUUGUCCUGUAGUAGGCAUUUUUGGGAAGGAGAGGCAGUCAUUUUGGGGACUCAGCCAAGCUUGGACCUCUGGAGAGCCACACUAGAUGACUAUACUGUGAGUAGAUAUGGGAACAUAGCCAGGGUAUUAGUAUAUUAGGAUUAAGUGAUUUUAGAGGUAAAAGGGCCACAAGUCCAUUUUUGUAUGACCCAAUGUAUUAGAGAUUGCUCAAGGUAUUUUUUUUUCUCUUAAACUUCCUCUCUUCUCUACCGUCCCCCUUCCCCACCCCCUCUCCCUCUCUGAUCAAUAAGAACUAUCUGUUACAGUGUUCCUGCUGUGAAUCUCCGAGGGGGAGAUGGAAGAGACAAGCCUUUAUAGCUCCCAUUGCUAGGCUAGCUAAGGUGGGCUUGGCUUUUUACUUUUCUCUGGUACAGGAGGCUACUUUUGAAUGGUUCAGGCUAAAAGGAGCACUCGGCAAUACUCCCGGUGGGCAAAGCACCCUCAAGGUCUGAAGGGUCUGUGUACCCCAGGCUGCACAGAGCCCUAACAGACCAGUGCCCGGGUGGUGGCAGCAUUACCCCAGGCUUGUGGAAGGUCUCCAGGAAAGGGGACAGCUGGACGCAACCUACCCUUCCCUAACUGGCUACCAGGGACAGGUCACACAACCCGUGCAUUUGUACUAUGAUCAUGGUUUUUGGCCCAGGUGGUUUUACUUACCUGGCAGGGGAGAUGCCCUUCUUCUCAGCUUUGAAUGCCUUGAUAUAGUCAGAGGGUGAAUGCCUGUCCCCUGCACUUUGCUCAGGCUGGCCCCCACGAGAGCCUACCAAUGCCUCCAAAUGCAAGGAUCUCAUCUGUUCAAUUAAUGGUGAUGGCAGAUUUCUCCUGGGCAUUCCCUCUCAUUUGCUCCUUCACCUUUUGUCUUGUGCCAAAUUAGACUUGGGGGCAUCUGAAGCCCAAGGUCUCUGGGCUUGGGGCUUGCAUAUAGGUUGCCUGCCAUGGAUCUGGGGGUGUCUGAAGCCCCAGACUGAAGAGUCUGGAGGGGAGGAGACUCGCCGGUGGUUGCACGACACAGACUUGAACAGUUGAGUUCUGCUCAGUCGAUAGAAUUUGGAAUGAAUUUGGCUCAUUUGGCCCAAGACAUGAAAUUUAAAAAAAGAAAAAAAAGUCCCCCCCCACCCUCCCGCCAGUUCUUCUCUCUCUCUGCUGAGAUGAUCAUCUCCACUUGUUUCUUUUGAAAAGUUUACACACCUUCACUUUGCUUUCUUGUGAUCUCUGUCUCCCUCUCUAUCUUCUUUCUUUUUACAUUGAUCCUCAAGUUUUUCAGCUGCUGUUUUUUUUAGUUUUUUCUUUGAAUCAGCAUCUUUUCACUCAUUAUUUGGGGGAGGAGGGGGGUUCUUCCUUUCUUAUCAGUUCAUCUAGUGGCCAUGAGGCCCCUUUCUUCCAGACUGCUUUUCAGCACCUUAGCUUAUUAUAAUUUAGUGUGACUACAGUAUAGAAUAACCAGUACUCCUAAAGCAGUCAUCAGCAGCUAAAAGUCUAACUGGGAGGAGGUAUCAAGUGGGGCUUCCCAGGAAUGUGUCUUCUUCAGUAUUUUUAUUAAUGCUUUGGAUUACAGAACUGAAAGCAUGCUUAGCAAAAUUGAUUGCCUUGGACAGUAAGACUAGGAUCCAGAAUAACCUUAAUAAACUUGAGAAAUUGACCAAAGUUAAUGAAAUGUGAUUCAAUAAAUCCUGAACUUGGACAGAACAGUCUCAUGCACCAGUACAGACUGGCCAGGCUGCAGGACUGCAGACAAGGAUCUGGGGAUUUUAACUAACCAUAAACUGAAUAUGAGCCAGCAGCAUUUUCUUGCUGCCAUAGGUGAAGAGAGUGACAGUCAAUGGAACUGAGUCAACAUGGUGCAUGGUGACCAGUGGCAUCCCCCAGGGCUUAGUACUUGGACCAGUACUAGUUAAUAUGUUUAUAAAUAAUCUGAAUUCAGGUAUCAGAAGCAGACUGCCUAAGUUCACAGAUGACACCAAAUUAUGGGUAAGCAUGGUCACUCUGGUCUAGAGGAUAGGCUGAUGAUUCAGGCUGACCUAGACAGGCUCACAAGGUGGGAAGUUCAAAACCUGGAGAUGACAUUCAACACAGAGAAAUGCAAGGGGCUCCACCUUGGGAGAAAAAACCCACAUUAUACUUCUAGGGUUGGCAGUGCUACAUGCACUAGCACCACGACCGAAAGAGACUUGGGAGUCACGACUGACCACAAGAUGAACAUGAGCUACCAAUGCACUACUGUGAGCUACCAAUGUCACAACUGGCAAAGCUAAUCAAACUCUGGCUUGCAUCUAGUGAUGCAUCUCAACCAAGACCCAAGAAGUUAUCCUCUUGCUUUACUUGGCUUUGGUGAGGCCGCAGCUGGAGUACUACAUCCAAUACUGGGCAUUGCACUUUAGAAAGGACAUGGAGAAGCUUGAGAGAGUCCAGAGGAGAGCCAUACAUGCAUCAUUGCAGGUCAGGAGAGCAGGCCUUAUGAGGAGAGGCUGAGGGACAUGGGACUCUUUAGUCUGGAGGAGCGAAGGCUCAGGGGUGACUUGGUGGCAGCCUAUAUAUAAGCAGGGUGCAUCAGGAACUGGGAGAACAUCUGUUCACCAGGGCACCCCAAGGGAAGACAAGGUCUAAUGGCCCAAACUGCUGGAAGACCAUUUUAGACUGGAUGUAAGGAAAAAUUUCUUUACUGUUUGAGUCUCUGGAGUCUGAGUCUCCAUAGCCGAGGGCUGGGAGGCCUGUCCCAACUAGGGCCCUUUGGGGGUCUCUGUACAGCCCCAGCCUCUGUGCCCCUGCGCUUUUCUGGCUGGUUCUUGGAAGACCAUUUUAGAUGGGACACAAUGAAAAACUUCUUUACCAUCUGAGUCCCCAGAGUCUGGAACAGACUCACCCUAGAAGUGGUGCAAGCACCUACUUUGGAUACCUUAUAGAUAUGCUUGGAUGCCUAUCUUGCUGGGGUGAUCUGACCCCGGCUGACUUCCUGCACCUUGGGCAGGGGGCUGGAUUCAAUGAUCUUGCGAGGUCCCUUCCAGCUCUAAUAUCUAUGAAAUCUAUGGAUGUCCCUGUCCUGGCUCUCUGCAAACCUUGGGGGUGGGGAAUGUCCCCUUCUUUGGCUCUUUGUGUGGUACCAAGAGCUGGCCCUGGGGAUAUAGACUGCCUUUGUGGCCACCUUUGUUUCUUCCCCAAAAACUCUGCUCUGUGACAAUGUGAUUAGGAUGGGCCCAGCAGAGGAGACACACAUUUACCCUAUCUGUUUGGGUAGCCUGAGCUGGAUACAUUCCUGAGGGAGGGGGGAAACCUGCUCCCUCUGCCUAUGUGACUAGUAUCACCUACUUGGGUGAGGGGCUUCCUUCCUGGAGGGCUAGAGUCUGCCCAGCAACUAGUGAUGUAUUUCAAAUCGGUUGGCUGACAGCCAACAGGUGCUGGCCUCCAUUGGACCAGGUAAAUGAGGUCACAAGGGCUAUAUAAGUUAAGGACUGCCCAGGAGGAGGGGGCAGCAGCCAUGAGGGAUACUCAGAGACAGAGAAGAGCUGUACCAUCUGAAACUUGCUCUCUCUCAAAACUCAUAAUCAAGGAACCAGCUGCCUCCAGAGGGAAUCUCUACCUGCCUCGGGAUGCUACUUGUGAGUAAGCUACCUGAGAUCCACCUAGACAUAUAGCUUGCAGUAACUCAGAUGCGUGAUCGAAGGCUACCCAGCCAGGGGAGUUUGCUGUAUGGGAUUUCUCUGAUAUUGCUCUACCCUGUACCCUAGUCUCACCCUAACCUCCGUAACCAAUAAAGGUCUUUGUACCUAG